This is a messenger RNA of Macadamia integrifolia, 642 nucleotides long. Its product is annotated as multifunctional methyltransferase subunit TRM112 homolog A-like. Lineage: Eukaryota; Viridiplantae; Streptophyta; Magnoliopsida; Proteales; Proteaceae. Bases 55 to 426 code for a protein of 123 amino acids. Gene Ontology annotation, molecular function: protein heterodimerization activity. Gene Ontology annotation, biological process: tRNA methylation; rRNA (guanine-N7)-methylation; peptidyl-glutamine methylation. The transcript has a single exon. The record is from RefSeq and is a predicted model, not a curated record.
GCUGUUUCUCUAUAACUUCUUAAGAGAGAGAGAGAGAGUGAGAGAGAGAGAGAGAUGAGGCUAUUGACGCAUAACAUGCUUUCCAGCAACAUCAAGGGCGUGACGAAUGGGUUCCCACUGCGUCUCGAAGUGGAGAAAUCAGUAUUAAAAGAGGUCGAAUUCAACCCAGAUUUCCUAAGAAACAUGUUCCCGAAGAUCGAAUGGAAAGCCCUUGUAGAUGCCGCUCGAUCGAUGGGCUAUGCAGAACUUCCAGAAGAGGCACCCGAAUCAUCGAUGCUCGAGUCGGAAGAGUUUCUCAUGAAGUUUCACCAUGCCCUACUCGAGCUCCACCUUGACGAAGGUGCCCUUAUCUGUCCUGAGACCGGUCGGCGUUUCCCUGUCAACAAGGGUAUCCCAAACAUGCUCCUCCAUGAAGACGAGGUCUGAUUAGUUUAUCUUACAGUUUCUUUCUUUGUCAGAUGAUAAUGGCUCUGGGGAGCUUGGAGGAGUUAGUGUACUAGGCUAGACGGUGGUUUUUGAAUACUGAAAUGUAAUUGUUUUGAGCAUUGGGUACUUCAAUGUGUAUGGUUUAGCAUAUGAACAUACGUGGAUAGUGAUGUUGUUUCUUUGGAGAAGAAAUUGAAAUUAGGGUUUAUUCUCUUA